Messenger RNA from Anolis carolinensis (green anole), 10196 nucleotides. RefSeq names its product fibrillin-2. NCBI's taxonomy places the organism in Eukaryota, Metazoa, Chordata, Lepidosauria, Squamata, Anolidae. Gene Ontology annotation, molecular function: calcium ion binding. Bases 67 to 8742 code for a protein of 2891 amino acids. The transcript is spliced from 65 exons. The record is from RefSeq and is a predicted model, not a curated record.
UUCCUUUCGGGACCCUCGUCCGGGCUCCUCGGGACCGACCCCCCCCCCCCCAAAGGUCCCGCUGUCAUGGCCGCCUGGGCCCGGUUCCUGCUGGGCGGGGUCUACUUCCUGCCGCUGCUGUCCGUCUGCCCGGCGAGCCAGGAAGGGAUCUCGUCCCCCGGACCCGAGAGGCAGCCGCCCUCCAGCCGUGUGCGGCGCCGGGGACACGAGACCCUCCGCGGGCCGAACGUGUGUGGGUCGCGGUUCCACUCGUACUGCUGCCCCGGAUGGAAGACGCUCCCGGGAGGCAACCAGUGCCUCGUCCCCAUCUGCCGGAAUUCCUGCGGAGACGGGUUCUGCUCCCGGCCCAACGUCUGCACUUGUUCCAACGGGAACCUCUCCCCACACUGCGCCGGAGGGGCCGCCCAGCCCUGUGGUGCGCGUUGCAUGAACGGCGGGAGCUGCAGCGAGGAGUCCUGCUUGUGCCAGAAGGGCUUCACCGGCACCCACUGUGGCCAGCCCGUGUGCGAGAGCGGCUGCCAGAACGGGGGGCGCUGUAUCGGGCCCAACCGCUGCGCCUGCGUCUACGGCUUCACGGGGCCGCACUGCGAGAGAGACUACCGGACGGGCCCCUGCUUCGGUCAAGUGGUGCAGCAGAUGUGCCAGGGGCAGUUGAGUGGCAUCGUGUGCACCAAGGCUCUGUGCUGCGCCACCGUGGGCCGCGCCUGGGGCCACCCCUGCGAGAUGUGCCCCCCGCAGCCCCACCCCUGCCGCCGGGGCUUCAUCCCCAACAUACGCACCGGGGCCUGCCAAGACGUGGACGAGUGCCAGGCGGUGCCGGGACUCUGUCAGGGCGGGAGCUGCCUCAACACCGUCGGCUCCUACGAGUGCAAAUGCCCCGCCGGGCACCGGCAGAGCGAGGCCAGCCACAAGUGUGAAGAUGUGGACGAGUGCGCGAGCGGGUCGGCCGGCGGCGGUGGCGGCGCCUGUGACGGCGGGGAGUGCACCAACACAGUCGGCAGCUACGUCUGCGCUUGCCCGCGAGGCUUCAUGACCGGCCCGGAUGGAUCCCGCUGUCUUGACCAGCGGAUGGGGACCUGCUUCUCAGCGCUGAUCGGGGGCCGCUGUGCCGGGGAGCUUCCCGGGCAUUACACCAAGGCGCAAUGUUGUUGUGACUCGGGCCGCUGCUGGGCUGUGGGACAGGCGCCCGAGAUGUGCCCCGUCCGGGGCUCAGAUGAGUUCCGCCGGCUGUGUGUGGAGGGUCUCCCUGCGGCCCCGGGCUUCCCCAUCUCCUCCUUCCCGGGUCUCCUUCCGGGUUUCGGGCCCAACGGAGCGGGACCCGGGGUGUCCAGCGCCUUCCCAGCGGGAUUCGGACCCAAUGGCGCCAACGGGCAAGGCGGACUUCCCGGACUUCCUGGACUCGGGCCUGGAAGCUCCAGCAUCGGCACGGCCACCUUGAACCAGACCAUCGACAUCUGCAAGCACUUCACCAACCUCUGCCUCAACGGGCGCUGCAUCCCCACCCCGUCCAGCUACCGCUGCGAGUGCAACAUGGGCUACAAGCAGGACGUGCGCGGCGAGUGCAUUGACAUGGACGAGUGUUCCAGCAGCCCCUGCCUGCACGGCGACUGUGUGAACACGCCGGGGUCCUACCACUGCAAGUGCCACGAGGGCUUCCAGAGUACCCCCACCAAGCAGGCCUGUAUCGACAUGGACGAGUGCAUCAUGAACGGGGUCAUGUGCCGCAACGGGCGCUGCGUCAACACCGACGGCAGCUUCCAGUGUAUCUGCAACGCCGGCUUUGAGGUCACUCCCGACGGGAAGAACUGCGCCGACCACGACGAGUGCGCCACCACCAACAUGUGCCUCAACGGGAUGUGCAUCAACGAGGACGGCAGCUUCAAGUGCAUCUGCAAGUUGGGGUUCGUCCUGGCCCCCAACGGGCGCUACUGCGUGGACGUGGACGAGUGCGAGACUCCCGGGAUGUGCAUGAACGGCUGGUGCCUGAACACGGAGGGCUCCUUCCGCUGCGAGUGCCUGGGCGGACUGGCCAUCGGGCCCGGGGGCCGCGUCUGCGUCGACACCCACGUCCGCAGCACCUGCUACGGGGCCCUCAAGGAGGGGGCCUGCGCGAGACCCUUCCCCGGCGCCGUCACCAAGUCCGAGUGCUGUUGCGCCAGCCACGAGCACGGCUUCGGGGAGCCCUGCCUGCCCUGCCCCGCCAGGAACGCCGCCGAGUUCCAGGCCUUGUGCAGCAGCGGGAUUGGCAUCACAGCGGACGGGAGAGACAUCAACGAGUGCGCCUUGAACCCGGACAUCUGCCCCAACGGGGUCUGCGAGAACCUGAGGGGCAGCUACCGCUGCAUCUGCAACCUGGGCUACGAGUCCGACCCCUCCGGGAAGGACUGUGUGGACGUGGACGAGUGUGCCGUCAACCGGCUCCUUUGCGACAACGGCUUGUGCCGAAAUACACCCGGAAGCUACAGCUGCAGCUGCCCCAAGGGCUUCGUCUUCCGGACCGAGACUGACACUUGCGAAGACAUCAACGAGUGCAGCUCCAACCCGUGCGUCAAUGGCGUGUGCCGCAACAACGCCGGGUCCUUCGCCUGUGAGUGCUCCCCAGGGAGCAAACUGGACCUCGGCGGUACACUCUGUGUCGACAGCAUGAAGGGCACCUGCUGGUUGCACAUCCAGGAGGGCCGCUGCGAGGUGAACAUCAACGGGGCCACCCUCAAGUCCGAGUGCUGCGCCUCCCUGGGGGCCGCCUGGGGGAGCCCCUGCGAGCGCUGCGAGGCCGACCCCGCCUGCCCAAGGGGCUUCGCCCGGAUGAAGGGGGUCUCCUGCGAAGACGUCAACGAGUGCGAGGUCUUCCCCGGCGUCUGCACCAACGGACUCUGCGUCAACUCGGCCGGAUCCUUCCGCUGCGAGUGCCCCCCCGGACUCAGCCUGGACGCCUCCGGCAGGACCUGCCUGGACGUGCGGCUGGAGCAGUGCUUCCUGCGCUGGGCGGAGGACGAGUGCGUGUCGCCGCUGCCGGGCCGCUUCCGGCUGGACCUGUGCUGCUGCGCGGUGGGCGCCGCCUGGGGCAGCCAGGACUGCGAGGAGUGCCCCGCGCCCGGGAGUCCCCAGCACCGCGCCCUCUGCCCCCGCGGGCCCGGGUUCGCCAACCGCGGGGACCUCCUCUCUGGGAGGCCCUUCUACAAAGACGUGAACGAGUGCAAGGUCUUUCCCAGCCUCUGUGCCCACGGGACCUGCCGGAACACCAUUGGAAGCUUCCGGUGCGUCUGCAGCAGCGGCUUCGCCCUGGACGCCGAGGAGCGGAACUGCACGGACAUCGACGAGUGCCGGAUCUCGCCGGACCUGUGCGGCCACGGCGCCUGCGUCAACACCCCUGGCAGCUUCGAGUGCGAGUGCUUCGAUGGCUAUGAGAGCGGCUUCAUGAUGAUGAAGAACUGCAUGGACGUGGACGAGUGUGAGCGGGACCCGCUGCUCUGCCGAGGAGGAGCCUGUCUCAACACCGAGGGGAGCUUCCAGUGCCUCUGCCCACCCGGGCACGAACUCACCGCCGAAGGCAGCGCCUGUCUGGACAUCAACGAGUGCUCUCUGAGCGACAACCUCUGCCGCAACGGCCACUGCGUCAACGUCAUCGGCGCCUACCAGUGCGCCUGCGACUCCGGCUUCCAGGCCACGCCGGACCGGCAAGGCUGCGUCGACAUCGACGAGUGCACCAUCAUGAACGGCGGCUGCGACACUCACUGCGCCAACUCGGAGGGCAGCUACGAGUGCAGCUGCAGCGAGGGCUACGCGCUGAUGCCGGACAAGCGCUCCUGCACAGACAUCGACGAGUGCGAGGACGACCCGGACGUCUGCGACGGCGGCCAGUGCACCAACAUCCCGGGCGAGUACCGCUGCCUCUGCUUCGACGGCUUCAUGGCUUCCCUGGACAUGAAGAUGUGCAUCGACGUGAACGAGUGCGACUUGAACCCAAACAUCUGCCUUCACGGGGACUGCGAGAACACCAAGGGCUCCUUCAUCUGCCACUGCCAGUUGGGCUACUUCGUCAAGAAGGGCACCACCGGAUGCACAGAUAUUGACGAGUGUGAGGUGGGGGCGCACAACUGCGACCUGCACGCCGCCUGCAUCAACAUCCCCGGGAGUUUCCGCUGCAAGUGCCGCUCCGGGUGGCUCGGGGAUGGACUCAAGUGCAACGACCUGGAUGAAUGCGCCACGGAGGCCCACAGCUGCAACCUGAACGCCAACUGCCUCAACACGCCGGGCUCCUUCCGCUGCGCCUGCCGGGACGGCUUCAACGGGGACGGGUUCUCCUGCUCGGACGUGGAUGAAUGUGCCGACAACGUCAACCUGUGCGAGAACGGGCAGUGCCUCAACGCCCCGGGGGGCUACCGUUGCGAGUGCGAGAUGGGCUUCAACCCCACCCAGGACAGCAAGGCCUGCCAAGACAUCGACGAGUGCACCUUCCAGAACAUCUGCGUCUUCGGCACCUGCCAGAACCUUCCCGGCAUGUUCCGCUGCGCCUGCGACGACGGGUACGAGCUGGACAGGAGCGGAGGAAACUGCACAGACGUCAACGAAUGCGCCGACCCCGUGAACUGCAUCAACGGCCUUUGCGUCAACACCCCGGGGAGCUACCUCUGCAACUGCCCCCAGGACUUCGAGCUGAACCCCACCGGCGUGGGCUGCGUAGACACCCGUGUGGGCAACUGUUUCCUGGAGACGCAGGACCGCGGAGACGGCGGGAUCUCCUGCAGCGCCGAGAUCGGGGUGGGGGUCACCCGGGCCUCCUGCUGCUGCUCCUUGGGACGGGCCUGGGGGAACCCCUGCGAGCUCUGCCCGCCCGCCAACACCACGGAAUACAAGACUCUGUGCCCGGGCGGCGAAGGCUUCCGCCCGAACCCGAUCACCGUCAUAUUGGAAGAUAUCGACGAGUGCCAGGAGCUGCCGGGCCUCUGCCAAGGAGGGAACUGCGUCAACACCUUCGGGAGCUUCCAGUGCGAGUGCCCCUUGGGAUACUACCUGAACGAGGACACACGCAUUUGCGAAGACAUCGACGAGUGCUCCGCUCACAUCGGGAUCUGCGGGCCGGGGACCUGCUACAACACGCUCGGGAACUACACCUGCGUCUGCCCCCCGGAGUACAUGCAGGUCAAUGGGGGCAACAACUGCAUGGACAUGAGGAAGAGCCUGUGCUACCGCAACUACAACGACACCUGCGAGAACGAGCUCUCCUUCAACAUGACCAAGAAGAUGUGCUGCUGCUCCUACAACAUCGGCAAGGCCUGGAACAAGCCCUGCGAGCCGUGUCCCACUCCCGCCAGCGCGGAGUACCAGAUCCUGUGCGGCAACCAGGCGCCCGGGUUCAUCAUCGACAUCCACACCGGGAAGCCCAUCGACAUCGACGAGUGCAGCGAGAUCCCCGCCAUCUGCAGCCACGGCGUCUGCAUCAACCAGAUCGGGAGCUUCCGCUGCGAGUGUCCCAUCGGCUUCAGCUACAACAACAUCCUGCUCAUCUGCGAAGACAUCGACGAGUGCAGCAGCGGGGAGAGCCUCUGCCAGCGCAACGCCGACUGCCUCAACAUCCCCGGGAGCUACCGCUGCGAGUGCGCCACCGGGUACAAGCUCUCGCCCAGCGGGGCCUGCGUGGGCCGCAACGAGUGCCAGGAGAUCCCCAACGUCUGCAGCCACGGAGACUGCGUGGAUACCGAGGGAAGCUUCAUCUGCAUCUGCUUCAACGGGUUCAAAGCCACCGGGGACCUCACCAUGUGCAUGGAUAUCGACGAGUGUGACCGGCAGCCGUGUGGCAACGGCACCUGCAAGAACACGGUGGGCUCCUACAACUGCCUCUGCUUCCCGGGCUUUGAGCUGACCCACAACAACGACUGCAUGGAUGUGGACGAGUGCUCCUCGCUGGCCGGGCAGGUCUGCCGCAACGGGCGGUGCCUCAACAGCGUGGGCUCCUUCCGCUGCCUCUGCCAGGAGGGAUACGAGCACACGCCGGACGGGAAGAACUGCAUGGACGUCAACGAGUGCGUCAGCCUCCCGGGGACGUGUUCUCCGGGGACCUGCCAGAACCUGGAGGGCUCCUUCCGCUGCAUCUGCCCCCCGGGCUACGAGGUCCAGAACGACAACUGCAUCGACAUCAACGAGUGUGAGGAGGAGCCCAACAUCUGCCUCUUCGGCACUUGCACCAACGCCCCCGGAAGCUUCCAGUGCAUCUGCCCGCCGGGCUUCGUCCUCUCCGACAACGGGCGGCGGUGCUUCGACACUCGCCAGAGCUUCUGCUUCACCCGCUUCGACCACGGGAAGUGCUCGGUGCCCAAGGCCUUCAACACCACCAAAGCCCGGUGCUGCUGCAGCAAGAUGCCCGGGGAGGGAUGGGGAGACCCCUGCGAGCUCUGCCCCCAGGAGGGGAACGUCGCCUUCCAGGAGUUGUGUCCGUACGGCCACGGGGCCAUCCCUGGACCGGGAGACACCAGAGAAGACGUCAACGAAUGCUCCGAGAACCCCGGGAUCUGCAUCAACGGGGCCUGCAUCAACACCGACGGGUCUUUCCGCUGCGAGUGCCCCUUCGGAUACAACCUGGACUACACCGGGGUCCAGUGCGUGGACACAGACGAGUGCUCCAUCGGGAACCCCUGCGGGAACGGGACCUGCACCAAUGCUGUCGGCGGCUUCGAGUGCGCCUGCGACGAGGGCUUCGAGCCGGGACCCAUGAUGACCUGCGAAGACAUCAACGAGUGUGCCUUGAACCCGCUGCUGUGCGCCUUCCGCUGCCUCAACACCCUGGGCUCCUACGACUGCACCUGCCCCGCCGGGUACACCUUGCGCCACGACCGCCGGAUGUGCAAAGACCUGGACGAGUGCGCGGAAGGCCUGGACGACUGCGAGGCCCAGGGCAUGAUGUGCAAGAACCUCAUCGGGACCUUCGCCUGCGUCUGCCCACCCGGGAUGCAGCGACGCCCCGACGGAGAAGGAUGCACAGAUGAAAACGAGUGCCGCACGAAGCCCGGGAUCUGCCCCAACGGCCGGUGCGUGAACGCCGUGGGCAGCUACCACUGCGACUGCAACGAGGGAUUCCAGAGCAGCCCCUCCGGCACCGAGUGCCUCGACGUGCGUCGUGGCCUGUGCUUCACGGAGGUGCUGCAGGCGCUGUGCCAGAUGUCGUCCACCAACCGGCAGCCGGCCACCAAGUCCGAGUGCUGCUGCGCGGGCGGGCGGGGAUGGGGACCCCAGUGCGAGCUCUGCCCCUUCCCCGGCACCGCCCCCCACCGCAAGAUGUGCCCCCACGGGACCGGCUCCGCCACCGACGGAAGAGACAUCGACGAGUGCCGGGUGCUGCCGAGCCUCUGCCUCCACGGCCAGUGCAUCAACAGCCUGGGAUCCUUCCGCUGCCACUGCCACGCCGGGUACGGGCCCGACCUCACCGGCACCCACUGCCAGGACCUGGACGAGUGCAGCCAGUCCCCGAAGCCGUGCAACUUCCUCUGCAAGAACACGGAGGGAAGCUUCCUCUGCUCCUGCCCCCGGGGGUACUCCCUGCAGGAGGACGGGAAGACCUGCAAAGACCUGGACGAGUGCGCCACCAAGCAGCACAACUGCCAGUUCCUGUGCGUGAACGUGGUGGGCGGCUUCAACUGCAAGUGCCCGCCGGGCUUCACCCAGCACCACCACUCCUGCAUCGACAACAACGAGUGCACGGCCCAGCCCACCCUCUGCGGGGCCAAAGGUCACUGCCUCAACAGCCCCGGGAGCUACAGCUGCGAGUGCCAGAAGGGGUUCGCGCUCGACGGCGCCGGGAGCAGCUGCGAAGACGUGGACGAGUGCGAGGGCAACCACCGCUGCCAGCACGGCUGCCAGAACGUGUUGGGGGGCUACCGCUGCGGCUGCCCCCAGGGCUACGUCCAGCACUACCAGUGGAACCAGUGCGUGGAUGAGAACGAGUGCUCCGGCUCCUCGUCGUCCUCCUCGGUGUCGUCGUGCGGCUCGGCCUCGUGCUUCAACACGCUGGGCAGCUUCCGCUGCGUGUGCCCCUCGGGCUUUGACUUUGACCGGUCCUCGGGGGGCUGCCAGGACGUCAACGAGUGCGCCGCGGGGGCCGGGAGCGCCUGCAGCUACGGAUGCGCCAACACUCAGGGAGGCUUCCUCUGCGGGUGCCCCACGGGGUUCCUCCGCGCCGGACAGGGGCACUGCAUCUCGGGCCUGGGCUUCGGCAACGAGGGCUUUUCCCCGCCGCCCGUGUCCGAGGGUGAGGUCGCGGAGGAGGAGGAGGACGAGAACCUCUUGUCCCCGGAGGCCUGCUACGAGUGCAAGCUCAACGGGUUCCCCAAGAGGGGGCGCCACCGCCGCAGCCCCAACGCCACCCUCGCCCAACAGGACCGUGACGGGGACGUGGUGGAGACGGACGGCCUGAGCCUGUCCAGCCUGGACGUGGGCUCCCUGCUGGGUCUGCGUCUGAACCGGUCGGCCCUGUCACCCGGGGAGCCCUUGUUGGCGCUGCUGCCGGCGCUGUCCCCGCCGGAGGGCCACCUGCGCUACGUGGUCUCGGGGGCCGAGGGGGGGGAGGGGCUCUUCCGCAUCCGGGAGGGGGGCGACGGCCGCAGCCUCCUGCUCCUGGACCCCCUCCCGCCUCCCGGCACCUACCGCCUGGAGGUCUCCAGCCGGACCCUCUUCCGCCGACACCGGACCGGACUACGGGAUCAAGCCCCGGGAGCCCUGCGGCUGCGCCUGCGCGUCCAGCUCGUCUAGUCACCUCCGGACUGCUCCCGUCCAUAACUGCAUUAGGAAAUACUCCACGGGUUUUCCGGGCUGACUCGCCGCGUCCCGGUAGCAUUCUCUCCUGACGUUUCGCCUGCGUCUGUGGCCAACCCUAUGGUCAUCAUUCCACACUCAUCACAUUAGGAAAUACUCCAUGAUUUUUUUUAAUUUUUUUUGGGGGGCUGACUCACCAUGUCCCGGUAGCAUUCUCUCCUGACGUUUCGCCUGCACGUGUGGCCAAUGGCAUCUUCCCAACCUUUGGACAUCAUUCCACAGAUACAUAUACACUCCUCAUCACAUUAAGAAAUAUUCAAUGAUUUUUUUUCCAGUAGCAUUCUCUCCUGACGUUUCGCCUGCGUCUGUGGCCAACCCUAUGGUCAUCAUUCCACAGAUAUAUAUAUGCAUAUAUAUAUAUACACUCAUCACAUUAGGAAAUACUUCAUGAUUUUUUUUUUCCGGGCUGUCUCGCCAUGUCCCGGUAGCAUUCUCUCCUGACAUUUCACCUGCACGUGUGGCCAACGGCGUCUUGCCAACCCUGUGGACAUCAUUCCAUAUAUAUAUAUAUAUAUAUAUAUAUACACUCCACUUGCCUCAUUUCCAACAGACCAUCAGCCACAGAUGCAGGAGGAACAUCAGGAGAGAAUGCUACCGGGACACGGCGAGACAGCCCGGAAAAAAAAAAUCAUGGAGUAUUUCCUAAUGUGAUGACCUGUUGAAUGAUGACCAUAUAUAUAUAUACAUAUAUAUACUUGUGGUAUGACCACAGGAUUGGCCACAGUUGCAGGGGAAAUGUCAGGAAAGAAUGCUACCAAAAAACUCACAGCGACCCAGCGAUUCCGGUUGCGAAAGCCUUCGACAACAAAUAGUAGAGUAUACCUGUCUGCGUCGACGUUGUUGAUGUUUCUCGCGACCGUCAAAGGAAAUCCAUUAUAUCGGCGAGUCCAGACAGAGCCCAGAAAUGGUACCAUCCCAAUGUAAUAGGAAAUAUUCCCAAUGUAACAAGAAAUUCUUUGGGGCUGUUUUUUGGAGGCGUGUCCGUCUUCCCGUCCGUUAAAUAAGACUUGAAAAUCUAUACGAAACGUCCGCCUCGUCCUUGUACGGUGCUCCCCCCCCCUCUUUUUUAUAUUAUUAUUAUUAUUAUUAUUAUUAUUGAUAUUAAUAUUAUGAGUAACGACCACGGUAAUAUAAUCGCUUAGUCCCGGCGUGAGUGCGAGCGAGAGAGAGAAUGUGGUGCGAGAUGCGUGAGGUGUGGGUCGCGGCCCUUCCUCGCGGCCGAGUCUUCCCUUUUCCGGGGGGGAAACCGAGGAAGGCGGCCUCGUCCACGGCACUGAGACCCAGAACCCGAACCCGCUGCUCCUCUUUCCUCGUCUUGUUUUCGUUUUGUAAUUUUUUUUUUAUUAUUUGUACCGAGAGAAGCAGCAAUAAAUAUAUUUUGGGUUAAAAGC